This is a messenger RNA of Laccaria bicolor S238N-H82, 1749 nucleotides long. RefSeq lists its product as uncharacterized. The record is from RefSeq and is a predicted model, not a curated record. Bases 1 to 1749 code for a protein of 582 amino acids. Lineage: Eukaryota; Fungi; Basidiomycota; Agaricomycetes; Agaricales; Hydnangiaceae. The transcript is spliced from 3 exons.
AUGUUCUCUGAAAUCUUGCUGAAAUCCCGAGGCGCAGCAAGUUCCGUCACGCGUCACGUUCGACGCGCCCACGUGAUCGCGUUACCAUUGUUGAUGCGACCCCGCGGUGCCGACUCCUCCCCAGUCGAGCAACGCUCAAAGCGCCGUCAUGUCUCUUUCCCCCAGACACCAGUGGCGUCAGCGUCAUACUCAACGCCCAGCAGAGCACCCUACACACCGUACCCUCUCCGUGCCUCCGACUCGCCUUCAAACCCUUUCGGAAGGAAACGCACCCAACGGCUCAUCCACACCCUGCCAGCGGAGACCUCAUUCAGCAAACACCUCGCUUUGCGCUUCCAGUUCGUACGACGUGGCGUGGGCCCCAAGCAGGGUGGCGUGUAUCGCGUCGUGCAAGUCCCUCAGAGCUAUACGUUCACCCACCUUCGCUGCUUGAUUGCGUUUUUAUUUGGGGUACGCUCGCGUGGCGGUGGGCUGGAGGACGAACACUUGUUUGAGAUCAAGAAGAAAGUGGCUCUUUACAGUGCGCGGCAUAAACCUGGGCAAAUCAAGGUGGGGAAGACGUGGGCGAAACUUUCGAGUGUACAGGAUCCUUGUCGGUGGCGGUCGAUGUAUGGACGCGAUGCGUUUGAGGAUGACGAGGAUGAGGAAGAGGUGGAUGAAAAUGAGGAAGCGGAAGUUGAGCUUGAGGAAGAUGAAGGAGGCGAGUGGAAGUGGGAGGAUGAAGAGGUUUUUACGGUCGCCCAUGCCUGGCCGGAGGGAGUGGACACUGAGAGGGGAAUCGUAUACCAUCACUCCCGGACUACGCAAGUCCACAUAAUCAUCAAUACGACCACUAUUCCUCGGAGGAAAGGAAUCUCAAACUUGCCUUUCGUUUUCACCGCCCGAGGACGAGUUCACCUUUCGCCAGUCCCUCUCCCUCCGCCUAACUUUGCUCCACUGCUAAAGUCAAAGCAAGCUACGACGAAGCCGAAGAGAGCUCCGGUCAAAUCUCUCCCCCGACGCGUCUCCUCGAAAUUGUCGAGAGAGUCACGAAGAACCCUCGCCGCUUUAGAAGCAGAUGGGGAUUCAGAUUCAGAGUAUGAGUCAAGCCGCCCAUUUGACGACAACCACCCCUUCCUCACGUCAAAUUACGAUGACGAAGUAUCCAGCGAGACUGAAGAAGAGGAAGACGACAGUGACGGCGAGGAAGACACUGAUGCGACGCUUAACCCUCAUAAAUGGAACGACCCCGAAGACGCCUUUGAGCAAUACUUGGCCUGGUUCAUGGGUCCUCCCCCUGCCACGGAGGAGGAUUCCACCGAAGAGGACGAUAAAGAAAACUCCAACAUCAGCCUAAUGUCCACUCCCGGCCUAUCCCUCUCUUCUUCCCCAGGCAUCCCCUCCUCCACCUUCUCAUCCCCCUUCCGCUCCUCAUCCCCGUCCUCCUCCGCCUUCUCCCUAUACUCCCCCUCCUCCUUCCCGCUAUCCGACCACUACCCCAACACGAAGUACAAGUAUACGCCCGCACCGCCUAAAGCCAAAGUGGCGAGGAUGCGGAUUGAACGCGUGCAGAAGAGGAUGGAGAAGGCGAAGAGGGAUAAGUGGUUGUGUGCUCGCGAUGAGAGUCCUGAGGUGAAGGGGGCUGAGGUUGAUGAGCUUUUGGAUGAUGAUGAUGGGGAUGUGGAUGUGGAUGAUGAUGGGAAGUGGGUGAAGCCUGUGUUGAAGCCUGGAGAGGUUUGGGAUCCUUUUGGUGAUGAGCCUGAGAUUUGA